Meyerozyma guilliermondii ATCC 6260 is the source of this 1098-nucleotide messenger RNA. RefSeq names its product isocitrate dehydrogenase (NAD(+)) (gene IDH2). NCBI's taxonomy places the organism in Eukaryota, Fungi, Ascomycota, Pichiomycetes, Serinales, Debaryomycetaceae. Gene Ontology annotation, biological process: isocitrate metabolic process; tricarboxylic acid cycle. The record is from RefSeq and is a predicted model, not a curated record. The transcript has a single exon. The coding region runs from base 1 to 1098 and encodes 365 amino acids. Gene Ontology annotation, cellular component: mitochondrion. Gene Ontology annotation, molecular function: magnesium ion binding; NAD binding; isocitrate dehydrogenase (NAD+) activity.
AUGUUUAGACAAGUAACCAAAAGAGGAUUCCAGGUUCCUCGCUUGACCAGAAGCUACAUUGCCGGUCAGUUCACUGGCCAGAAGAAGGCUAAUGGAAAAUACACCGUCACGUUGAUUGAAGGUGAUGGAAUCGGAGUGGAAAUUUCUCAAUCGGUUAAAGACAUUUAUGCUGCUGCUGACAUUCCCAUCGAAUGGGAACCGGUCGACGUGACUCCUCUCUUGAUCGACGGCAAGACCACAUUGCCCCAGCCUGCCAUUGACUCGGUUAACCGUAACUUGGUGGCAUUGAAAGGUCCUUUGGCUACUCCCGUCGGUAAGGGCCACACAUCAAUGAACUUGACUUUGAGAAGAACUUUCAACUUGUUUGCCAACGUUCGUCCUUGUAAGUCCAUUGUCGGAUACGACACUCCAUACGAAAACGUGGACACCGUGUUGAUCAGAGAAAACACCGAAGGUGAAUAUUCGGGAAUAGAACAUACCAUUGUUCCCGGCGUGGUUCAAUCGAUCAAAUUGAUCACCAAGCCAGCGUCUGAAAAGGUGAUCAGAUACGCCUUCGAGUACGCCAAGAGCAUCAACAAGCCUCAUGUGUUGGUGGUGCACAAGGCUUCUAUCAUGAAAUUGAGUGAUGGUUUGUUCGUUUCCACCGCCAAGGAAAUUGGUAAGGAAUACCCCGAUGUCAAGUUGGACUACGAGUUGUUGGAUAACACCUCGUUGAAGUUGACUGCUGACCCAAGUGACUACAAAGACGUGGUGAUGGUUAUGCCUAACCUUUAUGGUGAUAUCAUGUCCGAUUUGUCUUCGGGUUUGAUUGGUGGUUUGGGAUUGACUCCUUCCGGAAACAUGGGUAACAAGGUUUCUAUUUUCGAAGCCGUGCAUGGCUCUGCCCCUGACAUUGCUGGAAAGGGCUUGGCUAACCCCACUGCGUUGUUGCUUUCAUCUUGUAUGAUGUUGAGACACAUGUCUUUGAACGCCGAAGCCGACAGAAUCGAGAGUGCCGUUCUUAAAACCAUUGCUUCCGGCCCUGAAAACAGAACCGGUGAUUUGGGUGGAUCUUCCAGCACCUCCAACUUUACCAAGCAAGUGAUUGCCAAUUUGUAG